AUGGCAUCUACACCAUUAUCCCGCCCCCUGCACGCCCCAGACUCCAUACCAUGGAUGUCUUUACUGCGUGCCACUCUGCGCGAGUGCAGUUACCUCCCUGACCCCAUUGCUCGGGGCUACAUGCGUGAAUAUGUGGUGAACCGCUACCGCCGAUCUCGACAAUCACAUCGAUCUGAUCCCGAGCUGGCUCGGACGGCCAGGCAUGGCCUAUCUCUGCUUCAGAGAGCCAAUGAAGGCUACCAGCGCCCACUUGAGAGAGUCCUUCUUAUGUCAUAUGGUCGUAUAGGGAAACGCCGGCAUGAACUCCUGGCCCAGCUGAUGAAGCCUCAAGUCCCAAGCGACACUGAUGCCCUCAAAGAACUGGUUGCAAAGCCUAUCGCUUUCGAAGAUGGCUGGGAACCCCCAGAAAUUGUGAUGAGUCUUGCCAAAUCCCAGAUGCACAAUGGUAUCUUGUCCACGUCGCGUGUUCGACCUGCACUGAAGAACCUUCAACCACCUAUCCCCGAGACGAACAGUUGGGGCAGACCCGUGUCUCGAGUUCGCCGAGUCAAUAUCCGGAAAAACUGGUACGGCAGCACAUUGGAAACUCUACUGCCACCACUACCGGAUGCAGAACUUCGAGUUUUGGAUGGGUUGAUUGAAGGAACUGUGGCCUGGGCUCCACGACCGCGAAAGCCGGCCACACUUACAGCGCCCCAUGAAGAUAAUCAUGGUGACGAAUCCAUCCUCAAAUUCCUGACAGAGGGGCCUCAGAAAGGCCAUACGUUUCGAGAUUUUGCCAAUGGUCGGCCGCACGAGAUCACAGAUCGGUUCAUGCGCCGUCAAUGGAGACGCAUUUCGUGCCUUGUGCCCCGGAUGCACUACAGCGUUAAGGCGAAUAAGUGGUUCUUCAUUUGGGAUACUCCGAAGGUGAUGCCUGAGCUGGCCUUUGAGGUGGACACCGAGGCAAACCCAGAUCAGAUUUUUGGGGGGUCAGUCCAAGGCCGAGACCAAAAUCAAGCCCGAGGCCCCGUUUAA
Molecule: messenger RNA, 1017 nt
Organism: Penicillium canariense
Lineage: Eukaryota; Fungi; Ascomycota; Eurotiomycetes; Eurotiales; Aspergillaceae
Exons: 1
Coding region: 1-1017 (338 amino acids)
Source: RefSeq, a predicted model, not a curated record